Perognathus longimembris pacificus (Pacific pocket mouse) is the source of this 2742-nucleotide messenger RNA. It is a transcript of the gene Ercc8, whose product is annotated as ERCC excision repair 8, CSA ubiquitin ligase complex subunit. Gene Ontology annotation, cellular component: Cul4A-RING E3 ubiquitin ligase complex; nucleotide-excision repair complex. Lineage: Eukaryota; Metazoa; Chordata; Mammalia; Rodentia; Heteromyidae. Gene Ontology annotation, biological process: proteasome-mediated ubiquitin-dependent protein catabolic process; transcription-coupled nucleotide-excision repair; protein polyubiquitination. The transcript has 12 exons. Gene Ontology annotation, molecular function: protein binding. The record is from RefSeq and is a predicted model, not a curated record. Bases 47 to 1237 code for a protein of 396 amino acids.
UCUGUCAUGGCGGCAUCCAGUGUUGGCGCUGGUCUGUGGAAAGGGGAUGCUGGGCUUUUUAUCCUCUCGACAGGCUGGUUUAGAGGACCCGCUUCGCUUCCGGAGAGCGGAGUGCACACGCAGGGUACUGGGACUGGAGUUAAACAAAGACAGAGAUGUUGAAAGAAUCCAUAGCAGUGGCGUUAACACUCUUGACAUUGAACCUGUUGAAGGGAGAUACAUGUUAUCAGGUGGUUCAGAUGGUGUGAUUGUACUUUAUGACCUUGAGAACUCCAGCAGACAACCUUAUUAUACAUGUAAAGCAGUCUGUUCCGUUGGCAGAAAUCAUCCAGAUGUCCACAAAUACAGUGUGGAGACUGUUCAGUGGUAUCCUCAUGACACGGGCAUGUUUACUUCAAGCUCAUUUGAUAAAACUCUGAAAGUAUGGGAUACAAAUACACUACAAACUGCAGAUGUGUUUACGUUUGAAGAAACUGUUUAUAGUCAUCAUAUGUCUCCAGUCUCCACCAAGCACUGUUUAGUAGCAGUUGGUACUAGAGGACCAAAAGUACAACUUUGUGACUUAAAGUCUGGAUCCUGUUCUCACAUUCUGCAGGGUCAUAGACAAGAAAUACUGGCAGUUUCCUGGUCACCACGUUAUGACUAUAUCUUGGCAACAGCAAGUGCUGACAGUAGAGUAAAAUUAUGGGAUGUGAGGAGAGCAUCAGGAUGCUUGAUUACACUUGAUCAGUAUAAUGGUAAAAAAUCACAAGCUGUUGAAUCAGCAAAUACUGCUCACAAUGGGAAAGUUAAUGGGUUAUGUUUUACAAGUGAUGGACUUCACCUUCUCACUGUUGGUACAGAUGAUCGAAUGAGGCUCUGGAAUAGUUCCAAUGGAGAAAACACACUAGUGAACUAUGGAAAAGUUUGUAAUGAAAGUAGAAAAGGAUUGAAAUUCUCUGUCUCCUGUGGCUGCAGUUCAGAAUUUGUUUUUGUACCAUAUGGUAGCACCAUUGCUGUUUAUUCAGUUUACUCGGGAGAACAGAUAACUAUGCUUAAGGGACAUUAUAAAAGUGUUGACUGCUGUGUAUUUCAGUCUAACUUCCAGGAGCUUUACAGUGGUAGCAGAGACUGCAACAUUCUUGCUUGGGUACCAUCCUUAUAUGAACCCAUUCCUGAUGAUGAUGAGACUACCACCCAAUCACACUUAAAUCGAGCAUUUGAAGAUGCCUGGAGCAGCAGUGAGGAGGAAGGAUGAACACUGGCCUUUAGUACUUUCGUGUGUGUGUGUGUGUGUGUGUGUGUGUGUGUGUGUGUGUGUGUGUGUGUGUGUGUUUAAACUGUUCUGUCUUUUCCUGACAACUCUGUGUUUGGGUGAUAUUUCCCCACACAUGUUUUAAAAUGAGGUUAACAGGUUAACAUUUGUAUGAAAUAUUCUGAAAGAGACUUCUGUAUAGGUUUUUGAGUCAGAAUUCACUAAUCCUAGUUAUGCCCGGAUCUCCCCCUGUUGCUAAAUACAAGAACACAAGUUAGUGUCUUGACUGGGUCUUGAGCAUAUUGUAUAACCCUAUACAGACAUAGACGUCUCAGAAGACUGGCAAGUAAAUGUUACCAGCCCUGACUGCCUACUCCCACCCUCAAGGAUCACUUACUACUGCUCUGGAAGCAGAGAUGCAGGAGGAUUGAGAGUUCAAAGCCAAUCCAGUCUAAGUUAGAGAGUUUCUAUCUCCAGGAACAAAAAGAAUGGAGAUAUGGCUCAAGAGUGCUUGCCUCACAGAUUCAAUCCCAUAAGAAGGAAAGAGGAGAAGGGAGAAAGGCUUUUACCAAGAAUAAUAGCAGCAAAAAUAAGUAGUUGGAAAAGAAGCUGAGCAAAGUAGGCCAAAUUAUCAAAUCAAGCCUGAGGCCAAUUCGACCUAUAUAAAGAGACCCUGUUUUGAAAAGCAGAGAGCCAGAUAACCAUCAUUAACAUUGUGAUGACUUCUCCAUGAAUCUCUUUAUGGCACAUAAUUUCCUAUAGCAGGAUGUUUAGGCAUGCUAGUUUUUACAACCAAUUCCUCACAUUAGUACCCCAGUCCCCAUUCUUUACCCCUCUUGCCACAGUCCAGGUUAUUAAAUAGUAUGUAUUGUUUAAUUUUUCAACCCUAUGCAAACCUGUGUACACAUAUUUGGGGAUGAAUUUGUUUUAUAAAAAUAGUAUAUACACAGUUCUGUCUUGAUCUUUUUUCAGAUACAGCUCUGAAAUCCUUUUGUGUCAUCUAUUACAAUGAACUCAUUCUUUUGGUUAACUGCUCAUUGAAAAAUAAUUUUUCAACCAUCCUAGUGACUAGGGCCACAUGUACAGUAUAAAUUGUAAAAUGUGCUAUAUUUAGGUGGUGCUUUUGGUACAACUAAGUUAUUGAAUAUCAUCGAUAUCAUCAUUUUUUGUCUUCUAGAGUUACUUUUUUUCAUAGACCAAGUAUAAGAUUCUUACUUGACAUGUUGUCCUUUUCAUUCUUUAAUCAAUAUUGUUUCCACUUUUUUGUAAUUCUGCUACUUACAGAUGAGAAUUCCCAAGCCAUUUUUCCCUUUUAAGAAACUCAUCCUUUAUAAAGCUGGGGCUUUUAAACUUUGGAGGCUUUUUCUUCAUUUAUAAUGGCUCGGGUCUAUCAUAAUAUCUAAUUUUAUCUCUCUCUAUGCUCUCUCCCUCUCCCUCUCUCUCUCUCUCUCUUUCUCUUUCACACACGCGUGCGCGCGCACGCACGCACGCACACACACUUGGAUUUG